AACUGGGAGAUCCCCCAACCUCUGCCUCUCGAGCGCUGGGAUUAAAGGUGUACACCCCCAGUGGACCAGCUAAAAAGAAUUUAACAAUGCCAUUUCUUCAGCUAAUUUGUAGUUCUCUUAACAUAGCCAGAAUUUAAUGGCGGGCACUUGAACUGGAGUGUGUGCUGUUAACUAGCUACACCCUCGACAGAGCUUCUGGAGCUCCGUGAGUUCCCUCAAAGAUAACUCUGUAUUCGUUGCAAUGCAAGGGGAGAAUCCAGGCCUGGAGUUGUAGCUCAGGAGAGCUCAUACUUAGAUGUGCAACAUCCCUGCAUUGACACCCAGCACACAGAAAAAAAGAGACAAGAAAUGGAUGUGAGCUGAAAAGUUUGUGCUAGUCUGUCUGCUCUGAGUGUGUCCAUGAAGAGAGCAGAGGCUUUAUCUCCCAUAAUGACAUGCCCACCUUCCCUCCUGCUCUGCUGAGCCCAAGCGCUUCCCACAUAGCAAGUCAGCUGCUGGCUCUGUGACUACCCUCAGUGCUUUCUAUGCAGGAUGCCCUGUGCUCCCUCCAGUGUUCAGGGGCAAAACCUGCUGCUUGGUUCAUAUUAGGAAUAGAGGAGGAAACUAGUUUGGGAAUGGGCCACAUUGACUUCGGAACUCUCCCUCUAAGCUCCCCCUGCCACCACCCUGGUAUAUUAGGUAUAGCAUUGCUGAGGCUUGCACUGAUGAAAAAACUUGAGUAGCCACUGGGGCAGAAUGGUCUUCUAGGACUUUGCAGUACUUAAUAAAAGGCACCACACACAGUUGGUAGUAACAUGCAUGCACAGGAAAGAACUAAUGGAAUGAUACAGCAGUUGCUAUAAUAUAAUCAAUAUAAUCAAUAUAACCAAUAGGCACACAAUGGCUCAGCAGUCAAGAGCACUGGCUGCUCUUGCAGAAGACCUGAGAGUGGUGCCUCAUAGCUCUCUGUUAUUCCAGUUCCAGGGAUCCAACGUCUCUUUUGGUCUUGGAUGCCACCAGGAAAACAUGUGACACAGAGACAUUCAUGCAGGCAAACACACGUACACAUAAAAAUAAAUAUUUAAUUUCUAUAUAUGCAUGCAUAUUUGCAUAAAAUACGUUCAUGUAUUUAGAUUUAACAAGUUAGUGUUUAAAACUAUUUCAGUGCAGUCGGACCCUUCCAACAAAACAAGCCGGUUGUUUCAUAACACACCACAACUUUUGAUGAAAACAAAAUACACAUUGUUUAUUGCAUUAAUGUAUUUGUGGAAGAGGGGUGUGUGUGCCAGGGCACAUGUGUAGAGGACAGCUUGCUGGAGCCCGGUCUCUUUGGGACAGAGGGAUGGAACUCACGUUGUAAGGCUUGAUGGCACCUCCUUCACCCUCCGAGCAAGAGGUGGUUUAUUUCAGCAACUGCACGAGUAUUCUCAUUUGUAAAGAAGACCCAGAGCUUAAACGGUCUGAGUGUAAACUUCAUGAUUGUGUGUGAAUUCCUGGUCACAAAGUCCCUCCAGGCACCUCCACCAAAUCCCCAGGCAGGGUGGUAAGGGGGGAGGGGGCAUCUGAAAAUGCUUAGGAAAGACAAUCUGGGAAGAAAAAUCUCAAUUGAGAAGAUGCCUCCAUAAGAAUGGCUUACAGGCAUGUGUAUGGGGCAUUUUCUUCAUUGAUAGAAGACCCAGAUCACCGUGAGCAUCCUGCCCUUGAUCCUGAGUUCUCUUAAGAAAGCAGACCGAGCAAGCCCGUAAGCCACGUUCCUCCAAGGUCUUUGCUUCCGUUCCUGCCUCCAGCCAGGUUCAUGCCUUCUGCCCUGGCUUCCCUGGAUGAUGGGUCUACAACCUGUUAGUUUUGGUCUGGUACUCUCACAGCAAUAGAAAGCAAACUAGUCAAACCCCUAAGCCAGUAGAACCCUGUGCACCAAGCAGCUACUGGGCAGUACAGGCUGUGGUGGUGGGCUCUCACGCUGUGGUCCUUGACCCCAAAACUCGUGACAUCUGCUUUUCUUUACAGUAGAGAAAUUGUUUACCCAAGCAGAGCGUCCUACAGGAGAUGUGCCGAAGGCAGUUAGACAGUUCUCCAGGGAGAUCAGCCCCGCCCUUUAGGACACGCCCCGGCCAGACCCGUGCCACGCCCCCAACGGACCCUCCCCCAGAGCUGCACCCUAUCCAGAGCCCUCACCACAGGACACGCCCCGCCCAAAAGCAAGCCACACCCCUCCGAGAGUCCGAGCCUCGCCUCAGGGAGCCUGACCCUUUCAGCCUUCCAAAGCCCAGCCUCUCCUCCUUAGCAACCGACAGGACUCUUUCACCUUAGCAACUACUACAGCUUCCACCAUGGCUGAAGAGGAAGUUCCUGCGACCACCGAAAAAGUUCUGAAGAUACAGAGGGUAUUCAUAAACCAUCUGGACACCUAUAGCAGCGGAAACAUAGGAAAGUUCCUAGCUAACUGUGUCGCUGGGGCUUCACUGGAAGAGAUUGGAGAGGAGGAGGAGGAGGAGGACGAGACAAAGUCAGCUGUAGCUCCAGAAGCCCCCACUACAAAAGUGAAGGAAGGCACCUUCCAGAUCGUGGGCACCUUGGUCAAGCCAGAGAGUGUCAAGCCAGACUUCGCUGUGGAGGCUUAUAAGGGCAUCUCCCGGGAAGACCUGCUCUCGCAUCUCAUGGAGUGCGAUGCUGUCAUCUAUAACAUCACAGAGAAUGUGCAGCAAGUGGAGGAAGCCUUGUGGGCAGUCUCCGCAUUGAAUGAAGAAAUCAGCCAUUUUGAAAAGCGAAAGGUGUUCAUUUUGUUGUCGACAGUGAUGACAUGGGCGAGAUCCAAACCCCUGGACCCUGACGACAACGAGGUUCCCUUCACAGAAGAGGAUUAUCGAAGAAGGAAACAUCACCCCAACUUCCUGGACCAUAUCAACGCUGAAAAAAUUGUUCUCAAAUUUGGAAAAAAUGCCAAAAAGUUCGCAACUUAUGUAGUCGCCUCAGGACUUCAGUAUGGAGCAGAAGGAGGCAUCUUACACACGUUUUUUAAGAUGGCCUGGCUGGGCGAGGUCCCCGCACUACCCGUGUUUGGAGAUGGGACCAAUUGCAUUCCGGCCAUUCAUGUUGUUGACCUCGCAGGAGUGAUCCAGAACAUCAUAGACCACGUGCCCAAGCUUCACUACCUGGUGGCUGUGGAUGAGGCUGUGCACACCUUGGAAGACCUGGUCAAGCAAGAGUACCUCGACCACCUGCUGGUCAACCUGAGAAUGGAAGCCCUGUUUGUGAAGGAGAACUUUAACAUCCGCUGGGUCGCCCAAACAGGCUUCGUGGAGAACAUCAACAGCAUCCUCAAAGAGUACAAGCAAAGCCGGGGAUUACUGCCAAUCAAGAUCUGCAUCCUUGGUCCUCCUGCUGUGGGAAAAUCCAGCAUCUCUGAAGAGCUGGCCAAGUACUACAAACUGCAUCACAUCAAGAUGAAGGAUGUGAUUGCUGAAGCCAUAGCCAAACUGGAGGCGAUUGUCGCACCCAAGGACUCAGUGGAAGGAGAAGAGGAAGGCGAAGAGGAGGAGGAGGAAGAGAACGUGGAUGAUGCCCAGGAGCUCCUUGAUGGCAUCAAGGAAAGCAUGGAGCAGAACGCAGGUCGGCUAGAAGACCAAUAUAUAAUUCGAUUUGUGAAAGAAAAGCUCAAAUCUAUGCCUUGUAGGAACCAAGGUUUCAUUUUGGAUGGCUUCCCAAAGACCUAUGAUCAAGCGAAAGACCUGUUCAACCAGGAAGAGGAAGAGGAAGAAGAAGAAAUCAGAGGCAAAAUAUUUCCCUAUGAUAAAUUAAUUACACCCGAGUUUGUGUGCGGUCUGGACGCAUCUGAUGAGUUCCUGAAGGAGCGGGUGAUGAAUCUCCCGGAGAGUGUCGUGGCAGGAACUCACUACAGCCAGGACCGAUUCCUCCGGUCUCUGAGCCACUACCGGGACAUCAAUACAGAUGAUGAGACGGUCUUCAACUACUUCGACGAGCUUGAAAUUCACCCGAUACAUAUCGAUGUAGGAAAACUUGAAGACGCCCAGAACAGACUUGCUAUCAAACAGCUCAUCAAAGAGAUCGGGAAGCCUCGGAAUUACGGCUUAACAGACGAAGAAAAGGCAGAGGAGGAGAAGAAAGCAGCGGAGGAACGCCUGGCCAAGGAGGCUGCUCAGACGGCAGAACUCGAACACAAGGAGGCCAUGGAGAUGGCGGAGAAGAUAGCCCGCUGGGAGGAGUGGAAUAAACGGCUGGAGGAAGUAAAGCGAGAGGAGAGGGAGCUGCUGGAGGUACAGUCCGUCCCCCUGAGAAACUACCUGAUGACGUACGUGAUGCCCACGCUCAUGCAGGGCCUCAAUGAAUGCUGCAAGGUGAGACCCGAAGACCCCGUGGAUUUUCUGGCAGAGUAUCUCUUCAAGAACAAUCCUGAAAUGCAGUAGAGCCUCAUCAGUGUUGGGCCACGGAACUUCAGAGGGAGAGCUUAAGUUAAACUUGUGAUUUGAAAAACUGCUUUUAAAAAAAUGCUUCCCUAGGGUUUUUUUUUGGCGGGUGGGGAGGUUGGGAAUGGGAGUAGCGAGGGGGAAUCCUAAUAAUGUAGAAUCAUUAGAAAACUACACUGCAGUGAAUAACUGCUAUCUCAUUGAAAGGAUGUUUGGAAAGUAAACAGGAGGCACACUUGCAUUGCUCACAGUAAACACGAGGCACACUUGCAUUGCUCACAGUAAACACCAGGCACACUUGCAUUGCUCACAGUAAACACCAGGCACACUUGCAUGGCUCACAGAUCAAUGGUUUACUAUUACUCUUAGGUCAGUCACAACGCUGCACAUAACACAUUUGUAGUAACUUAUGUUACAACAUGAAGUUAUAGGCUCCAAAGGUGUCAGAAAUGAAAGACUUUACAAUGGCCCCUGCUUGUUGAACCUCCCAUCAGGUGUGACUGCUUUCCUGUAAGGUUGCCCGUGAGUGGCCAGGAUUCUAGCCACUUAGUCAGAGAACUGAAGAGCUUAUGAUGGGACAUGCAUGGGUCGAGGCAAAUAAUGCUACCCCUGAUCACCACAAACUGCACAAAACCCAUGUACCGCUAAUUAAUUUCUCAGUAUAGUCAUGAGUUGUGAUUUCUCUCCAUAAAAAAUAAAAAUCUGGUAAAAUUUCUAGUAUUAAUUAUCCUGAA
Messenger RNA from Mus musculus (house mouse), 5137 nucleotides. RefSeq names its product adenylate kinase 7 (gene Ak7). The transcript is spliced from 17 exons. The coding region runs from base 2310 to 4403 and encodes 697 amino acids. Gene Ontology annotation, molecular function: AMP kinase activity; nucleobase-containing compound kinase activity; ATP binding. NCBI's taxonomy places the organism in Eukaryota, Metazoa, Chordata, Mammalia, Rodentia, Muridae. Gene Ontology annotation, cellular component: cytosol; extracellular region; motile cilium. The record is from RefSeq and is a predicted model, not a curated record.